Molecule: messenger RNA, 1227 nt
Organism: Drosophila obscura
Lineage: Eukaryota; Metazoa; Arthropoda; Insecta; Diptera; Drosophilidae
Gene: babos
Exons: 3
Coding region: 413-1009 (198 amino acids)
Source: RefSeq, a predicted model, not a curated record
GUAUUUCUGCUCUGGUGCCGAACGGUAAUAACGGAAUUUCAAUUCAAACUCGAAUUCGAAUUCGAAAAAGGGAAAAAAGAGGUUGUAGAUCGAUCGUGUGAGCGCUGUGGCUGUGUCCGUUUCUGUGUGUGCGCUAGAGAGUUGUUGUAAUAAUUCUGAAAAAAAAGAAUAGUUCUGAAAUCAAUAAAAAAUUCCCCAAGGAGAAAAGUGCUGACAGUGCUAGCCGGAAAUUGGAACGAUCCACCGUCAACAUAAUUACGCGGCAUAAAACACAAAAAAAGAAAAGCAAACAACCGAUCAAGAGUGACACAGAUUUGGAAUUGGACAAAAACCGAAUACACAACCCAUUGGAUACAUAUUCGUCGCCUGGCUGUGAGUGAGCGAGCAGAUCUAAUACAGAAAUCCAUCAAAAAUGAUGUCCCGAAGAGCUCUGCUAAUUGCCGGACUCCUACUGAUCGUGGGCAGCUCCCUGGUGUUCUCCUACCCCCAGCCCGGCAAUGAGGAGGAUGAAAUGUUGUCGGAUGAUGAUUUCGAGUACGAACAGGAUGACCAGAGUGCCUCCAGUCAACAGACCAAGACUCAGGGUCAAAUUCCAGCCAAAUCUGACAGUACGCCGCCAAACAGAACCGUAACCGUAACGGGCAUCCGCGGCGAGGAUGUGGUCCUUAAGUGCGACCUGGACAUGACCCAGAGCAUUUUGUGGUUCUUCGGGACGAACAUCAUCGCCAAUGGCGGCACUCUGGUGCAGCCCAACUUUAAGCUGGACACUGAAAACUACGACCUGACCAUACUGAAGGCAAGUCCACAGGAUGCCGGCGACUACUACUGCCAGGCCCUGCCACAAGGCUCAGUGCUGAACACCAAGGUGGUCAUUGCAGAACAUUCCUUCGAUGCCAUUGCACCGGAGAGUUCCACCUCCACCGCGUCGAGCAGUCUGCCCAGCCUUCCCUUCUCGCUUCUGUGGGCGGUGCUUACUGGAGUCUGUCUGCUCAAGAUCGGCAGCCAUUAGUUUUAGUAUAGUAUUACAUUUGCAGAGAUAUGUAUGUGCCCUAUCCCUCCCCCCACCCCUUCGCUCUUCACACUUCACUCUCCGAUCUUCUCACAGGAAAAUGAGCAUUUGAAGUCUUUGUUGAUUGUAAAUUUGUGUAUUUGUAAAGACAAAAUCAACUUUAUUUAUUAAAUAAAAAAAAGGAACCAAAGUAUACAGAAACUGCGGCAUGAAAUCAA